ACUGGCACCUCCUCUUCCCGCUGUCACAACACAGCGCUGCUUGCCUGACAGCUAGCUAGCAGCCGAGGCUCUGAUGUCGGACCGCCGUGGGUAAUGUUUCUCGGAGCCAGAACCGUAGACGGAGGUUUGUGCACAACCAGCUCAUGGCGGCUGAAAUUCAGCCUCAGCCGCAGGCUCGGAAGCCUUGCCUGCUGAGCAAAAUCGAGGCUUUCCAGGAGGUUGUGAGCACAGCAGUAAUAAUUCCCAAAGAAGACGGCGUUAUCAGCGUGUCUGAAGACAGGACUAUUCGGGUAUGGUUGAAGCGAGACAGCGGUCAGUACUGGCCCAGUGUCUACCACACAAUGCCAUCGUCAUGCUCCUGCAUGUCCUUUAAUCCUGAGACCAGGACGUUGUCUGUGGGGAUGGACACUGGAAGUAUCUGUGAGUUCAUUCUGUCAGAAGACUACAACAAGAUGACCCCAGCACGCACCUACCAGGCUCACCAGGGCAGAGUGACGGUGGUGCUGUUUGUGUUGGAGAUGGAGUGGCUGCUGAGCACAGGGCAGGACAAAACUUCACCCUGGCACUGCUCGGAGAGCGGCCAGCAGCUGGGGACAUAUCGCACCGCAGCUUGGGUCUCAGGACUACAGUUCGAUGUGGAGACCAGACAUGCCUUCGUAGGGGAUCAGUCCGGUCAGGUGACCAUCCUGAAGCUGGAGCAGGACAGCUGCAGUCUGGUCACCACCUUCAAAGGACACACUGGUAAUGUGACAGCGCUGUGUUGGGACCCGGUCACGAGGGUAUUGUUCUCCGGAAGCUCGGAUCACUCCAUCAUCAUGUGGGACAUCGGCGGACGCAAAGGCACCGCUAUCGAACUGCAAGGACACAAUGACAAAGUUCAGGGCUUGUGCUAUGCCUCACACACCCGUCAGCUCAUCUCCUGCAGCUCAGAUGGAAGCAUCGUCAUCUGGAACAUGGACGUAACACGGCAAGAGACCCCAGAAUGGCUGGACAGCGACUCCUGUCAGAAGUGUGAGCAGCCUUUCUUCUGGAACUUCAAACAGAUGUGGGACAGUAAGAAAAUUGGCCUACGGCAGCACCACUGCAGGAAGUGUGGCCAGGCAGUGUGCGGCAAGUGUUCGUCCAAACGCUCCACCAUCCCCCUCAUGGGGUUCGAGUUUGAGGUGCGCGUGUGUGACAGCUGCCACGAGUCCAUCAGUGACGAGGAUCGAGCACCCACGGUCACCUUCCACGACAGCAAGCACAGCAUUGUUUACAUGCACUACGAGCCCACCACUGGAAACCUGCUCACCUCUGGCACAGACAAGGUCAUCAAGCUAUGGGACAUGACUCCUGUGGUGUCCUGAGAUCUGUGGACAGCACGCGGUCAGCAGAAAUCUCUGUUUGAUAACCUGUCGUGGUGGCAGUACCACUUGGAAGAGAAACAGGGAAGGACCUCCAACAGGACUGAUGUCAUCUGGAAAAUAUUUAACAGUUAUUUGACGACUAGCGGUGGCUGUUGAACAUUUACAGUGAGGAUACUGCAGGCCAGUGACGCCUGAGAACCAUACAGGCUUUGGCUGACACAAGGUUACAGAAAGCUGUUGGUGUCUGCAUGUGUGGAGAAUGCUGAUGGACUGUGGAUCUCUCUGUGUAUGUGUGUCUGUGCAGUGUGGGAAAGGUAGAGGCAUUUCACUUUGUAAGUAAUUGGCACACCUCGUUUACUUAAUUUCCAUGCAUUCCUUGCCCAGUUUCAUACUGGAAACUCAAAACAGUCAUAUGAAACCUGUGCGCGCUGCAGGAACUUGCCAAACCCAAACUUUACAUUCUGUAGAUGUGACGCACGUUGCUAAACAAACUGGCAAAAUCAAAUGUGCUGCAGAUCCUUAACAAAACAGGAGCUGAUCAUUUUCAUAGCAGAUUUACAUCUGCCAGCCUGCACCAGCAGCAUUUCAGACCUGCACGUGUUCUUUGUUUCCCUCUGCAGGCGAAGAGCGUAACUGACACUUGAACCACCUAUAAAAGUUUUGGCUACAUUUUUUUCUGUUUUCUUUUCACUAUAUUCCAUUUAGCGUUAGAAACUUGCCACCUAUUUGCUGUCACAGUGGACUGGUGAUUUGAAAUUCAUGUUAUGGUCAUAGAAUGACGUGUUUUUCAUGCAUGAGUUUGAACUGGCUUUAACACACUGACAUUUUCAGGGGGAUGUCCCUCAGACCCUCGUUGUCAUUAUAAACACAGACUGAUAAUACAAGUGUUUCUAGUUAAAAUAACACCAAAGCAUAAGCAUCCAUCUGCCCAUUUAUCUCACAGACCUCUUUUCUUUUUUUGUUUUUAUGUUUUGAUAUUUUUCCACAUAUUUCAUUUAGUUUUUUUUUUGUUUUAAAUCUAGUUAGUGAUGCAGAAUGGCACCUGGCAAGUGUCUAAGAGCAGAAAAUCCAAUAUGGUCACAGUAAACACUGAACACUGAGGUGUUUUACAGGUUAACGUGUAAAAUAUAAAACCUAAAAUAAAAAUACAGACAAGCAGCCACUAUAACAAAGAAAUAAGAGCAUGUCAUUAAUAUGUCUGCAGGUUUAUUGGCUGAUCCGUUUCUCAGAUGCUUCACGUCACUCACAUUGUGUGUGCUUGUUAUAGAAAUCACAUGCUUUCUAAAAGCGUCUGGUCUGCUAUCAGUAUCUGAGUGAGCGCUGAACCCUUCAAUUGAGGCUCUAUCUUAAGCUGCUGCUCCUUAUGUCAACCACUAGAGGGAAAAAGUAGCCUUGAGACGACAUUGAAAACAGCUUUAGUCCACAUUUAUUUUAAAAGGGUUGUGAAUGGAAGCAAACUCAAAGGGAGCGUAGUUCAUGUGUUUUUUUUCUGUCUUCUGUACUCACUGUGAGGCUGGUGCGCACACACGUGGAGGCCUUUAGAAACCACAGGUGUUGAUGCAUUCAGUACAGUGAGGGUUAAAAAAGGAACAAAACUGGAUAUCGUGCAGAUCUUUUGACUUUUUCAUGCUGCAAAAUAUCUCUAAAAUCAGGGGGAAUGGAUGCAGCAGUAAGAAUUGCAGCCUCUUUGGUUUGCACUGUCUACUCAAAGUAACGUCACAAAGCUUUGGUAUCGUCUCAGAAGUUAUAAUAAACUGAGAGUUCAGGUUUACUUGAGCUAAAGACUGAGCAAGAAAUCAAAAAGCAUACAAGGUUAGGUCAUCUUCAAGGAUACUGAUGAUAAUGCAGACUCUUGUUGUAGUGUAAGUACGCACAGUGUUUAUCUAAAUCCACUGCUGUGUAGAGUGCACCUUUCAGAUUGUGUAAUCUAGCAUUGAACCAGUUUACUUUUUUUUUUUUACUUCCUGUCCUUUCAGCAGCAGAGCCAUUUUCUGAGAUUAUUUAUGAUUCUAUGUGUGGUUUAAACAUUUCUGACAUCCAAGAACACAUAUCAAGCAAAGUGGCAGCACACACACACACACACACACGUACCAGAACUGAAAGUAAGCUAAUGAACACGGUUUGCAUUGAUUUGUUUCCUUUGUUAAUGUUUUUAAACACCUCAAUACUGACUUGACUUUGUUACUGAUGCACUGGAAUCAAGAAGCAAAAAUAUCUCAAAUCCAUGCUGUGAAGACAAAAUAUGUCUUUUGUUAUCAUCACAUUUGUGCUUUAAUGAUCUGAUCAGCCUGUAACUAUUCUUGACUUUACAACCACAAAUAAACCUAUAUGUCGAGCAGCUGUUUACUCAUGAAUGUGAGACUUUAGGUACUUUAAAGGUCCACACCAAUGUUUCAGCUCUGUUUUUUCUGACCACUUUCAAAUGCGUGGCAAGCUCAUUUAUUCUCACUCCACAUCGAAGCUAAUGUCAUUUGGUAAUUUUGAUGCCUGAAACAGGAGCACUACAAAAAUCCAAAGAAUUGCAACAGGACAGCUUGUCUUGCUGAGAUCAUGUAAAGUGCAUGUGGAAAUGAAAAAAAAUAAAUAAAUAAUUGUUGUAGUCUGAUGAUGUAAAAACCCAGGCUGCACAGGAGAUGCAUAUCCUGCAUGUAGGAUAUUAAACAGGGUUGCUGCAUUCAAAAUGAAUGAAUGCAAGAAAUCCAUCGUUGGCCAGUGGUCUGUUUUUCUGUCACAGAAACGAAAACAAGCAUUGUUGUGUCCAUUAAUGUGAUUGUGUGUGUAAAUUACAUAUUAAAAGAGGAGGUAUUUACCUACUCAGUCAUA
This is a messenger RNA of Archocentrus centrarchus (flier cichlid), 4169 nucleotides long. RefSeq names its product WD repeat and FYVE domain containing 2 (gene wdfy2). Lineage: Eukaryota; Metazoa; Chordata; Actinopteri; Cichliformes; Cichlidae. The transcript has 12 exons. The coding region runs from base 144 to 1346 and encodes 400 amino acids. The record is from RefSeq and is a predicted model, not a curated record. Gene Ontology annotation, biological process: positive regulation of protein phosphorylation; positive regulation of fat cell differentiation. Gene Ontology annotation, molecular function: metal ion binding; protein binding. Gene Ontology annotation, cellular component: early endosome.